CAGAACACAAUCAGACUCCGCCAGCGCGCCCUCAAACCGUGGGUCUGCGGCGGACCCCGUGCAAAUGCGCAUAUCGAACGCGCCCUCUCAAGUCUGCUAACGGCUCUUUCCUCAGUUUUCUCGCUAAUGGAGUGGAAUACGGCGGCGUCUGAAGGCUCACUGACCCGUCAGCUUGCACCCAGAAUUCCCCGCGUUGAGACAAGAUGGAGGAACGCUGCAGCUGCAGGGGAACAAUGUUUGGGCUCUAAAGACCAUAAGGAACGACCGAAGGUGAAAAAUACACGCCGAUACAGAAAGAGGUGGUCAUGCACUGAAUGAGAGUGGUGGCCUCCUGUUGAAGUGAAUCCAGCAGCACCGUUCCCACCAGCCACCAACGGACCCACCCCACUCCACUCCAGCUGACAGCGCUACGGCCUGGCCACCAUGAGCCUCAUUCAGGACAAGCUGGGCGGCGAGUUCCUGCGGCCCAACGGCAGCAUGGACGGCGGCUUCGGCACGAGCAUGCUCAUGUUCAGCCACCUGCCGCCGGUCACCAGCUUCACACGGCUGGCUGCCCAGUCUGUCAUGGCCGACCUGCCCCCGCAGGAGAUGAUGAGCCUGAAAAAGGAGCGAGACUCGCCCGACUGCGGGGGCGGCAUGGGAGGCAUGGGGAUGGGCGGCCUGGGCAGCAUCAUGGGCGGAGUGGGCGACUACGUGCACGCCAUGGGCAUCAAGCAGGAGAAGCUUCCGGAGCAUGACUACCGGCUACCGCUCUACCCUGGAGGAGGUGGAGGGGGCGGCCUCAAUGGUUGCAUGGGCCAGAGGAGCGUCUCGGACCUGCUGGAGGUGUCGCUGGGGAACCACCAGAACCUGCUGGUGCACGACCUCAGCCUGAGCAAUCAGCUAUCAGGGAGGCUGGGGAAGGAGUCUUCAGGAAGGAAGGGUCGCAAGUCAAACGGCGAUGGAACGGAAGGGAAACCUCGUCGGAAACGUGGAGAGUCAAAGGCUCUAAUGCUGGACCCUGAUGGAGAGAGCCUGUCGCCCAACUCCAAGCCACACAUCUGUGAGCACUGCAACGCAGCCUUCCGCAGCUCCUACCACCUGCGCAGACACGUGCUCAUACACACAGGCGAGAGGCCUUUCAGAUGCAGUCAAUGCAACAUGAGCUUCAUCCAGAAGUACCUCCUGCAAAGGCAUGAGAAGAUCCACAGCGGAGAGAAGCCGUUUAGUUGUGACCAGUGCAACAUGCGAUUCAUUCAGAAGUACCACAUGGAGAGACACAAGCGAACUCACAGUGGAGAAAAGCCAUACAAGUGUGACACCUGCCAACAGUAUUUUUCCCGUACGGACCGGUUGCUGAAACACAAGCGCACGUGCGGAGAAGCCAUAAAGAAGGGCGUGGACGGGGCCCUGCUGGACGCGGGGCUGGCCGAUGACGGCCAGGGCAGCUACUCACUCACUCAGGGAAAUGGCCCCGUGCCUGGCCGCAAGAGGGCCAAGGCCAAGGGUGGCGAAGGCGGGGAGCGUAAGCGCAGGAAGCAGCAGCAGCAGCAGCAGGCAGGCGUAGUGGGGGGCCAAGGCAUGGGGGCUCAGGACGGGCCGUACGGUCUGCACGGUGGCAGCUACUCAUUGGACAAACACGGAGCAGCCGCCGGUCACCCGGGGCCCAGCAUGCACCACCCCGAGCAUGGCCGGGCGCCCAAGAUGGCCUACAAGAAGGGCGGCCGCAGCAAAGGCCUGGAGAAGGUCAGCGGAGACGAGGCCAAGCACGGCGGGAUGGACGGCCUCGGACUCCUCCAGGUCCCCGGCACCAAGACCAGCUCCACCAGCAACAGCAGCAAUUACGACGACGCUAUGCAGUUCCUCAAGAAGAGGCGCUACCUGCCGCCGGCCAACGGGGUUUCGGGGAGCAUAUCCGGGGUGGCGGCUGGGAGCGGGGUGGAUUACGACGUAGGGGUGGGUCACCUGGGGGUGCAGGGCGCUGGGGUGAUGGACGCCGACGGGCCCCUGGUUGCGCUCCUGGACCCCUCGCCUUUGGCUGUGGACCUCAAGCACGACAUCAAGUCGGCCAUCCCCGACGAGGUGCUUCAGAGCCUCCUGGAACACUACACCCACAAGUCCGACGUGACCUUCGACCUCGCUGAACCCCAUCACCACCACUCGCCGCACCACCACCACCACCACCACGUGGACAUGCAGCCUCCCUCGGUGGACGGCCUCGGCCCCGACGACGACGCGCCAAGCCCCGGCGGCGACAAGACGGUCAUGAUGCACGAGUACUCCCGCUUCCUGCUGCAGGCGCUGGAGAGGACCAGCGGCCACCACGGCGCCGGGGGAUUCCCAACCUCGACCCUCGGGCCCUCGCCCUCGUCCUCCUCAUCGUCCCCCUCCGUCACAGGGCCCUUCCCAGGGCCCUUAUACUCGUCCGACAAGCACGUGGUGUACGGUUCGUCGCCCCUGGAGUGCGGCGGCUUCGGGCAGCCGGCGGCAGUCUCGCCGGCCGCCUCUUCGCCCUCACUCUCCUCCACCUCGUCCGUGCCAAAGUCCCACUUCAGCCUGCUGUCGGGCUCGCCACCGCCGCCGCCCCAGCACACCUUUCACCUGGGCGGCCUGGAGCCUGUGCUGGCCCAGCAGCUCACGCCCUCGCAGGAGCUCACCGAGCAGCUUGACAAGCCGCACUCCUCCGCGGCCUCCUCCUCCUCGCCCCCUGCGCCCCUCACCGCCCCACACACACCCUCCAGCGGCAACUCCGCGGUGGCCAAAAACGGUGCCGCCUAUCCGCUGACGCCCUCCCAGGAUCUGGCCACCCUGGACACGGCCAAGUCGGCCUCGCCCUACCAGAUCGAGAACUUUGCGCAGGCGUUCGGCUCGCAGUUCAAGGUGGGAGUAGGCGGCGGAGGGGGAGGCGGCCGUGGUGUGGCUCUGGCCUACGGCACUGACUCAGGCGGAGAGGUCGACCACCGCGACAGGACUCCCGUCUCCGAAUUCUCAGGGUAUACUAGUCUGUUAGCCGACGUCAGCGAGCCAGUGACCACUGGUUCCAAAACCCCAACAAGCCAAAGUUACAGUUGAGAGAGUGCUAGGGAGGCAUAGAAGAGUCACGUUUCAUUGAUCUUCUUUUUUUCCCUUGCUUUUGUUGUUGUUGUUGUUGUUGUUGUCAGUGUUGUAGUUUUGUAGUUUAAUGUUUUUGUUGUCUUAUUAUAAUUAUUUUGUAUUUAGCUCUCCUAUUUUAUUAUUAUUUUGAUGUUUGUUUUUAAUUAUUACACUGCCAUUUAUGUUCCUAUGAAAUUUCAUGUCAGAUGACCUGCAAGGUGUCUCAACAAAUGCAAUUUUUUUUUUAUGAAUUAUAUAUUUUAGUCAGUUAUAGCCCUAUUUGGUUUCUUUUCAUAGUGUCAUUCUAGGCCUACUCAAUUAAAAACUCGAAGUGCGUUUUUAAAUGGCAAAAAACAAUAAAAUAUAGGACUUGGUUUCCCCACACACACACACACACACACACACACACACACACACACACACAGAUGUUUUAGCAAUCAGUCUUAUACACAUAACAGUGAGCUUAAGAUGGCAGGGAUUGGCCAAGAGCUGAACAAGAAAAAAAAAAAGAUUCAGUGAUGGAUAAAAGUCAGAUAUUUGUCUGUUACAAAGGAUUCAAGUAUUACUCAG
Molecule: messenger RNA, 3642 nt
Organism: Alosa sapidissima (American shad)
Lineage: Eukaryota; Metazoa; Chordata; Actinopteri; Clupeiformes; Clupeidae
Gene: znf281a
Product: zinc finger protein 281a
Exons: 8
Coding region: 424-3051 (875 amino acids)
Biological process (GO): regulation of transcription by RNA polymerase II
Molecular function (GO): RNA polymerase II cis-regulatory region sequence-specific DNA binding; DNA-binding transcription factor activity, RNA polymerase II-specific
Source: RefSeq, a predicted model, not a curated record